Scedosporium apiospermum is the source of this 3249-nucleotide messenger RNA. RefSeq lists its product as uncharacterized. Bases 1 to 3249 code for a protein of 1082 amino acids. The record is from RefSeq and is a predicted model, not a curated record. The transcript is spliced from 8 exons. NCBI's taxonomy places the organism in Eukaryota, Fungi, Ascomycota, Sordariomycetes, Microascales, Microascaceae.
AUGCCCCCUAAUAUCUUCUGCUCCCUCUGUGGGGUUUUACUCUCUCCAAAUGUCACCAUCAACCCUGUUCCGGACAUGAAUAUGCUGCCUUGGAUGAAUCGAGCCCGAGCCGUCGUGAUGGGCACAGGCACAGGCCCAAAUUGCAGAUCUCCGCGGCUCACAAAGCCCACUGUCAUUGAGGAUAUAGUUAUGGAGUUCCCCGAUGAAUGGGAGGAUCACAUUGGUACCAGGAACGACUACGAGCUGGUCGACGAGCCCAUCGAACAAGUGGAGGAAUUCGGCCACCUCGACCCGUAUCCAUUCCAUGAAGCCUGCUGGCGGAUGCUAGUGUCGAGGACAGUGUUCCGAAAGAUGAUUGCUGGGGACAAAACUGAGCCCCGGGAACUCGUCCGGGCACUCGUUCAUCACCUCUCUUCUCUCUUCAACGCCCACCAGAUGGACGGCUACGGCCUGAUGCAAAUCGACCACACCUUCGGCGGGGCCUCGCAGUUCCGACGCAUCAUCGGACUGACACAGUAUUCUCGAGGGCUUCCCGAGCAUCUCGGCUUUCUCGCCGAAGAUCCGCUUUCGGAAAACCCCUUGACUCUGGCUGGCCGCUUCCCGAAUGACCAAGCGACCAAGGAUUGGACCAUGCACUGGAUGAGCGAGGCGUCAGAAAAAGGAAGCAGCUUCUCCUAUGCCACGGAUCCCUUCCGUCUCCUGCCUCUGGACAUCAUCUACGAGCUGAUCACGAGCAUGGCCUCGACCGACGUCUGCAACCUCCGCCUGGCGUCCAGGACCGUAGCUACAUUGUGUACCGACCGAACCCUGCCUCAGGCCUUUUGGAAGUCUCGGUUCACUCCCGGCUUUGAGAUGGAGUUUAUUUUGGCAGGCAGCUCACUGAAGACGUCAAAGCCCAACGUCAACUGGGGUGCCUUGUACAAACAUCUCCGUGCCCAGAGCAACGCUGGCUGGCUCCGCAAUAAGAGGAGAAUCUGGGAAUGCCUCGAGCGCCUCUGCGGAGCUUUAGAUCCUCUCAUGGCCUGCAAGGGCUUGACCUGGCCUCAGGAUGUAUGGACUAUGUUGAGUGAUGUUCGGGUUCCUGUGCCCAGAGGCAGGAUGGCUGGUGAGUUUGUCAACUCGAGGUUCACGGGCCAUUACGUUGAGGAACUGCUUCUCUUCCCGGAUCCGCUGAGAUCGACUCUUCUCAUCACUGCUUCGUUCAUACGGUGGCCGGCCAACGAGCUACUUUGCAUUUCGGGCUUCCGUGUGCAUUCCAAGUCGGAGGACGGGUCAUACGGCCUCGUCGCGGAGGCUGGCGUCUUUAACGAGGAUCACCAGCAAUCCAUCGACGUCGAGCCCGAGCACCGCAUCUGUUGGAUCAGAGCAUACUUGGUGGACGACGCCGUGGUUGCCGUUGCGUUUUUCGUUGACCGUAACGAAGAGAAUGUCGACGUGACGAGACUCUAUCUCGGCGACCCGUCCCUGCCAGAGUACAAAGAACAGCUUCGUGUUGGCGAGAUGGGACCACGGCUAGAAGGGCCAGGCCAUUUAAAUGGACUGAUCGUUCGAACGAAUGCAAGUCACGACUCACGAACAUCUCCCGUGUGCAAGUGCUCAGCCAUCAAAGUCGUCGAGCCAGCCCCGCCGCCCAAGGAGUCAGGCAAGCCGCAUUCCCCGAUACACACCCCCAGCAUCCUCUGGAGACCAGACGAGCCCGAUGACGUCUGGGUAAUCCCCAGGCUACUCGUGACGCGUGGUGAUAGUCUGGAUAUGGGUUUUCCCUCUCCAUACGUAGAACGUCUUCGGAUCGAGUUUGGAGGAUACCAAGGCGAAAGGCUGUCGAUGCUGAACCGCGUGUCUUUCUACAUGGAUCCGAAAUCUAACCUCUUCACCGGGUUCGGUUUCUUCUACGAUGACGGGUCGGAAGAGUCAUGCGGCUCGUACGAACUUGAUCAGUCGAUUCAUCCCCGACGGACACCAUCGAUCGAGAUGUCCUUUUACAUCCUCGGUCGCCUCGGGGAGCGGAUAACCUGCAUAGAAGUUCUGACGAAUAUGGGCCAAUCGAAUUGGGUCGGAAUGCAGAAAGGCCAAGAAAACUCGCCUGGUGGUUACGAGCCUGUGAGCGUGAAGAUAUUUCAGGUUCCGCCCGGUGAGAUGCUUACCGGAAUAGAAGCCGAGUUGAAGCCCCGCGAGGAUACUAUUGAAUCGUUCGGGAUCGCUACUUGCCCAUACCUCGAUAUUUUGAGCCAGCCCUAUGUUCAUCCAGUCAAAACGAGGGCCCUGGAAUUUCUGAAAUCAUCACCACGGGUUGACGCAUACAUGCUGCGCCAGGGCUGCGGCGUCACAGGCUCCACGUUGCAAGGCGUACGACGCAUCCGAUUUUCCCGGGGCAUUAGGAACAGGGCGCGCGAGAAUUGUCUGUCGGGAUUACUGCUCGAGUUUGGCGAGAAGGAGCAUCGUCGAAUCGUCGGCCAGUGGAUGGAGGAGACAGACGAUGUCUUCGAGAUUGGGAAACGAGACGCCAUUGUACACGUGCGUGUGUGGUAUCACCAGCAGGAACAUGGCUUCCAUCGAUAUAUGAUGCCGGACGAGAAUAACGGCCGGGUUAUGGGACUUGAGUUGACGACUCGGGAUGGUGCUUCGAAGAGGGUUCUUUGUGGAGAUGUGGAGGACACUGUAGUCCUGGACUUCUACACCAACACCAUGGAAGAGAUUUACGCAAUCUCCUGGAGCAUCAACGCCUCUUGGGACAGUCUCCACGUCGUCCGCCGGCCCCGACCAAGAUAUUUCGGAAAACGGCUUGAUUUCACACCUCCGGCAUCUUCUCCGCCGUUGAGCGAACGGCAGAAGCGAGAGGCUCGGAUCUUUCCCUAUACCGAGGUUGACACGGCCGGUAACACGCUGUCAAUGACUGGCAUUCGUGCCUUCUUCGGGGAUAAGGUUAUAAACGGCAUUGAGUUCGUCUACGGCAGCGGGGGCAAGGUGGUGACAUCAUCCAUCGGGUUGCUCGAAGGCCAUUGUGAGUCCGUACAGUUGGGGACCGGCGAGUUGUUUGAGAAUGUAUAUACGGAGAAGUAUCCGUUUGCAUCCCUGGAAACGAACGAACGAGCUGAGGCAAUGAUACUGGUGAUCAAGACCAUGAGUGGUUCUCGCGAAGGCCGAGACAUCACGCUCCAUCACCCAGACACCCCGUACGUUCGUCUUAGCCACCAGCCUUCCCCAGAAACCGAGAGCGGUGGCGCUGGCGGGGGCAGUAAGCUCGGGUGA